AUGCCAAAAUAUGACUCCCAGAAUAGUAGCCUUACUCCGAACUUUCAUGAACGAAGAAUAGACCAGGACGUUGUUUUCCUUGCGAACUAUCGAACGCCCAAGGUUGAAAACUAUGAAGCUGUUCUAGAAUUCGGUAUGCCCGGGAUUACUCCUAGACGAUAUCACUCUGAAAAUGAAACCGUAUCACCUUGGGGCAUUGAGAAGGAUUUUAUCUCCGAGUACAUUUUGUAUCAAUAUCUUGACUAUCCGAGUCCUAUGCUGGCCAAUAGAAGUGCUGUCGAUAAGUUCGGCGAAAGCCUUUUUGGUUCGAUGAACAUGGAACUUGACGAACCUAUCCCGGAUAUUGCAGAGAAGUACCAUCUCGAAAACCAUCUCGAAAACCACUCAGCUGGUGGAAACAAUUCUGCCAACACGAUGAAAGUUGCCGUUGGCGUAAAGUGUACUUCGGCCUCUGAUUUCGGGAUCGCGCACGUUGAUGGCACCUCUAACACGUUCACAAAUUUCAAACCUCUCGAUGUUAUUCCUGCUCCAGACAAUACAAUACUUGGGGCCCCAGCUUUCAGCCUUGGCGCAACGGGUGCUUUAAUGUUCAAAUUGACAGAAUACGACCGUCUUCUUGGAUCUAUAGGGCCACAAAACAUACUUUCGUCCGUGGAAUGUUCAGUGUACAUCGAUAGUGGCAGUAACCGCACGUUGAUAGCUCCCAGCUAUGUCCAGUCCCGGCAACUCAGGAACUCAAUUCUCCAAGCCCAUGCAGCGUAUGCGUUGGAAUUAGCGUACGAUGGAGUCGCAAAAUAUGAUAACCUGUCGCAGUAUAUCCGUUAUUCUAAUGACUCCUCGAAGGGUCCCAAUUCCGUAUACCAUUCCCGCAGUUUCUUCAAGCACGGAAAUUUAACCACUACGACGCCGGGGAAAGUUCUUACACGUGGCCCGUUGAAAAACGUAUGGGUUCCGUUAUACUUGCUGGUCCCCUGGGCCCUAGGGUCCAUGACGCUUGCUCUCAUCUACUCGCACAGGCCGAGAUGGUCCGAAACAUUUGAUGGGUACAGCCUCUUCCGCUUCGGGGCUGAUUUUGCGGACCAGGUGAAAGACCGGCCGGAAUUUCUGAGCACGGAGGACUACGAAACGUGUGGUGCUUUACGGGACCUCCCAGGAUUCAUUGGUGAUUCAAGACCAUUGUUCACACCAGGUCAUGUAUCGUUGGUCAAGAAUAGCAUGGCAGCGCCAGAUAAGUUAUAUAUGUGA
Histoplasma mississippiense is the source of this 1245-nucleotide messenger RNA. RefSeq lists its product with no specific name. The record is from RefSeq and is a predicted model, not a curated record. The transcript has a single exon. The coding region runs from base 1 to 1245 and encodes 414 amino acids. Lineage: Eukaryota; Fungi; Ascomycota; Eurotiomycetes; Onygenales; Ajellomycetaceae.